Molecule: messenger RNA, 2552 nt
Organism: Polyodon spathula (Mississippi paddlefish)
Lineage: Eukaryota; Metazoa; Chordata; Actinopteri; Acipenseriformes; Polyodontidae
Product: prostaglandin E2 receptor EP4 subtype-like
Exons: 2
Coding region: 201-1700 (499 amino acids)
Biological process (GO): positive regulation of cytosolic calcium ion concentration; negative regulation of inflammatory response; adenylate cyclase-activating G protein-coupled receptor signaling pathway
Cellular component (GO): plasma membrane
Molecular function (GO): prostaglandin E receptor activity
Source: RefSeq, a predicted model, not a curated record
AUGUGAACAAUGCAGCUGAACAACGUGGAAAUGAAACUGCUCGGGAUGUUCAGCUUGCAAAACAAUUUAGCACGUUUUCUUAUUUUAAGUUUCUAUAUGUGUUUUUCGUUUAUUGCGAUCCAAAUGCCUGUGUUUCCAACGCUGUAUCCACUUACUCAGGGUCCUUUUUUAUAAUUUGUUUUCAAAUUCGCAUUUUAAAUAUGAGAAUGCUUACAAUUAUGAAUUCCACAGAUCUCGACUCACUUUUUCAGGUUCCUUCCACCAACACUUCAUCUCUGUCAAUGCGUUUGCAGUCUACAACCGUGGCCACUUCUGCGACCAUGUUUGCAGUGGGGGUCCUCGGUAACCUCAUCGCCAUCGUGGUCCUCUGCAUAUCCAAGAAGGAACAGAAAGAGACCACUUUCUACAGUCUAGUCUGUGGAAUGGCCGUCACGGACCUCCUGGGGACCUGCUUCACCAGUCCCGUAGUCAUCGCUACCUAUGUGAUUAAUCGGUGGCCCGGAGGGGACUCGUUGUGCCAGUUCUUUUCGUUUUCCAUGCUGUUCUUCGGCUCUGCUGGCAUGUCUAUUCUCUGCGCAAUGGCUGUUGAGAGGUACCUAGCCAUAAACCAUGCCUACUUUUACUCCCACUAUGUGGACAGGGCUAUGGCUAAAGUGGUGCUGAUGGCUGUCUAUUUAUCCAACGCUGUUCUGUGCGCCAUGCCAAGCUUCGGUUUCGGGAAACACGUAAAGCACUUUCCAGGCACCUGGUGCUUUUUGGACUGGAGAGCGUCGGAUGCGCUUUCUGCCUCCUAUUCUUAUCUGUACGCGGGAUUCAUGGUGUUCCUGAUAGCCGUGACUGUGCUGUGUAACCUGGCUGUCUGCGGCUCGCUGGUGCGUAUGAGCCAGAGAGCACGGCUGGUGAGAGCAGAGGUAUCUGCACAAGGCAGCUCAAGACGCGGGCGCAGAUUUCCCCGGCUUCCCCAAGUUGCUUCAGCCACAGAAGUCCAAAUGUUUUGGUUGCUUAUUUUUAUGACUGUCGUUUUCCUGAUCUGUUCUAUUCCUUUGGUGGUGCAGAUAUUUAUGAAUCAGCUCUAUGGACCUGCAAAAAUCUUAGCUGGGGGAAAGCCUGAUUACCACAGUGAUCUCAUGGCAAUCCGCUUUGCCUCCUUCAACCCCAUCCUGGACCCCUGGGUUUACAUCCUGUGCAGAAAGAACCUGCUGAUCAAGGGCUGCGAGCGGGUAAAGCGUACAGUGAGCAUCGCCAGGGAAGGCCAUGCUCGCAAGGUGGGCUGGACAAGCGGGCAGCAAACACCCCCUUCGUACAUCAACAGCAUCAGCACCAGCUAUGCCUCCCUGCGGGGCCGUGAUGACAGAGAUGGCACCCCGAAACUGACCGAAACUAGGACUAAAUCUUUCACCGACUUCACCACUCAGCAGACCUGGGAAAUGGACAUGUCCAGGACAAACUUUCAUCCCUUUAGCAUCCACCAGGAUGAGGGUAUUGAUUUUGUGAAAGAUACACCUGUCUCAACCAGUCCAGCGCAGGCCAACCCCACCCUGUGCACUAUCCCCCAGAAGACCCCCACCCCCGAGAGCUGCCGAUGCGGGGGAAUCUCAAAGUGCGGAGUAGUGGCACAGCAGAACCACGACAGACAGUUUGACAUUGUCACCUGCACUUUCAGCACGCCCACCUCAUGCAUGUCUGAAAAAACUAUUUGACGGAUUUGCACUAUUAAGUGCAAGGUUUACAGGCACACACCAGUGCAAGUUUGGAGAGUUUUUGGAAUAUUGUAUAUGGGAGAUCAGACAUGUAUUGUGUCACAGUACUCUCCCAUCUGAUACCAGCUGCUAUUGAAGUUGAUUUGUGCAUGUAGUUAUUUUUAUUUAUGUGGUGUGGCAUAGCUGUUGAGCACAGAAUUGAAGCACAAUGCAGUUAAAGAACAUUGCCCCAGCUAUCUCACCAUGUAUUUGUGCAACACAGUGAUUUCAAUCAUCAUUGCAAAAAUGGCGAACUAAUCAAAAAACAGCGUUCAUUUCACAUAAGCUCAUCGGAUCCUUUUAUUCAAAGGGAUCAGGAAACAAUUUAGUGCUUUCGUAACCAAAGCACUACAAAAUGAAUGUUUAGUGUUGCGAAUGAAAGUCACAUGACAAAGGGAUGGGCAAAACCAGGACAUCGUGACAAGAAUACAUUCCAAAAAUGUACACGCUACAGUUACUAUUUUUCUGAGAGAUAUCCGUGAUCAUUUAAUCUGCAACCUUUUUUUGAUUUCUGUUUCCGAAUUUCACGUUUGAAUGGAAAGGUUAUGUCCAGGCAUACAAUUUUGUGAGCAUUGCUUCGGGUUGCUUCUGAUUCAUUUGAACAAGGGUCAACAGAACAAGAGCUGGCCAUUCCAGAGGCAGAAGAGUGGGCUCUUAGUCACUCUGUUUUAUUCAUAGUUUAAGUUUAAACUUUACAAACUAAUGACUACGUGAAACAACAGCAAACGAGAAGACCGAAGUAUUGAGCAUCUUCUGUUUUUGUGGCUUGAAUUGGAAUGAAAAUAAGCUAAUUGUUCUGUUAAAUGAUUGGUU